AUGAAUAUCAACAAGAAGCUCGACAGGGUCAAGCAAUGGGCAGGGGAGAAGAUGGGACAGGAGUCCAAGACUGGCGUGUCUGAAGAAUUCAAGGCUCUGGAGAUGGAAAUGGCCUUGAGACACGAAGGUAUGGAGAAACUGCAAAAGUCCAUGACCGUCUACGUCAAAUCUCUCUCGAGACGCAACGAAGUCGAAGAUAAAGAAAAGGUUCUGCCAGUCGGGUAUCUUGGUCAGACGAUGAUACACCAUGGAGAGGAUUUCGAGCCGGAUUCAGAAUUUGGAAAUUGUCUCAUAAGCAUGGGAAGAGCAAAUGAGAGGAUUGCCCGGACACAGGAGACUUACGUGGCCAAUGCCACAACAGGAUGGUUGGAGUCUCUAGAACGGUCUUUGGCGAUGAUGAAGGAAUAUCAGGCUGCACGAAAGAAGCUUGAACAGCGUCGACUGGCAUAUGAUGCAUCCCUUUCGAAGAUGCAGAAGGCGAAGAGAGAGGACUUCCGGGUUGAAGAGGAACUCCGCUCUCAAAAGGCCAAAUACGAAGAGUCCAACGAGGAUGUUUUCAGACGUAUGCAGGAUAUCAAGGAAGCCGAAGCAGAGAGUGUUGCAGAUCUGGGCGCAUUCUUGGAGUCCGAAUUGGAGUAUUAUGACAGAUGUCGUGACGAGCUUCUUCGGUUGAAGAGAGAUUGGCCUGCUGGACAAACCUCCCCUCAACGAGAUUCUAGACGACCAAACCCCAGAUCUCGAUCCAACACAGCUCAUUCCUACAGCGACAGAUACCAAGAGGAGGCUCCACCAAUGCCAGAACCAGAAGUUAGACCUACCAUCAGAUCUCAGGGCCGCGUUCCAUCCUCUUCCCGCCUCGAGACCCGUCUCGAUACCCAUGACGAAUAUCUUCAAGCCGAAUCUCCGUCUAGGCCAAACUAUGGUCGCGCUUCUACUUUCCAAGGUCCAAUUUCCAUAUACCGUGAAUCCACACCAGUUUCAGGUUACCGCAAGCAGUCUGGCCCACAAGAUCCAGGAUCUCUUCGGGCACAGCUGCGGCCUUCCAACAGAGUCAACACAAACGGUCCUGAUGUUUUCGGUGAUCCUUCCGAUGAUUCUACUUUGAACAGCGCCAGCCCCGAUCGAUCUUACAGUGCUAGGUCUGUCAGUCCAGCAACUUCUCAUGGAAGCGUAGGAAGCAGAACCGCCAGCUACUCAGCCUUGAACAAUGCUACAAACGGUCGAAAGGCACCUCCUCCACCACCCAGCAGAGCAAAGAAGCCACCGCCACCUCCACCAAUGAAGCGAGCCGAAAUCAGCUCUGGCAGUAUCAAUAGAUACUAG
Messenger RNA from Cadophora gregata, 1323 nucleotides. RefSeq lists its product as uncharacterized. Lineage: Eukaryota; Fungi; Ascomycota; Leotiomycetes; Helotiales; Ploettnerulaceae. The record is from RefSeq and is a predicted model, not a curated record. Bases 1 to 1323 code for a protein of 440 amino acids. The transcript has 5 exons. Gene Ontology annotation, molecular function: protein binding. Gene Ontology annotation, cellular component: cytoplasm.